AUGCUCAACCGUAUCGAAGCUGAGAAAAGGCAUCACAAUGACAGAAGGUUUGAACGUUCUGAAGGCAGAUCCUUUAACGGACCGAGGAGCAUCUCAAGGUUCAGUGAUGAUUAUAACAAUCACUCAGGGAGAAACCUCACGUCACCAGCCUCUCAUCUGAAUCACUUCAGCACUAGAGCAGAAAGAGAUCACCAUCACGACUUGGCUCAAGCUUCUCAAAAAGAUUCCGGUAGAGUUUGGUCUCGUAUCCGUCCAGCUCCCCACAUCACAACCUCAAGCUCCCACUCCGCAAACCACCAUAGUCCACAACGACUCACCCUCCCCACAGAAUCACUCACAUCGUUCACCUGCACGACCUCUAGAAAAAGUGAACACUACAAUGAGAGCACACCUCGCUCCAGAAGACUAGCUUUGGAAAGGCUCUCACAACAAAAGGCACCAGCCUUGCAGCGGUUGGGUGGAGCAUCAAAUGAGGAUUCUGGGCGACUCCAAGAUAUUGAAAUUCAAUAUAUUGCUGAAACUAAUCAACCUUCUUACUCGAAUACCACACCAAGGGAUAUUCAUCAACCUGGUUCCCCCUUAGCUAAAACACAAAUUCCAGUCACCAUUACCAUUUCGAGGAAUACAAAGGCUUUGGGAAAACAAAAAAGUCGCAACGGGGGUAAUAAGAGGAAGAUGGCUAGCAGCCCUUUACAAGGAGCUAGUUCGAGGAAGCGAAAUGCAACUCGUGGCCUUAACCCAACCAAGAGAAGACUUGGUAUGGACAACCCAGGCCCUAGUGGCUCCUUACCCUGUACUAGGGAUGAAUUUCAGGGGACUGCUUUUACUAAACAUUUUACAAAUCAUCCACAAGGUUUAAGUGGAGGUCUAGUAUUGCUAUGGAAUGAAAAUGUAGAGAUUCAAGUCUUAUCUUCGUCUCCAAACUAUAUUUGA
Arabis nemorensis is the source of this 933-nucleotide messenger RNA. The record is from the annotation of a GenBank genome assembly. Lineage: Eukaryota; Viridiplantae; Streptophyta; Magnoliopsida; Brassicales; Brassicaceae.